GUGAACUACGAUACAGGUUGGGAAAGACAACCACAUUCCAUUUUUAAGUUUUUGGUUGCUCUAAGGAUACCUUUUUUUUUCACAAAGUACAAAUACAGAGCCAGGAUUCCAAUCGUUACAAAGCUGUUCUUGGAAUUUGACAGUGAGAUGGAGUUGUCGGAUAUUUCGUUCCCUGUCACCUCUGCUGAUGACUUUUAUGACGACCCGUGCUUCAACACCAGCGACAUGCAUUUCUUCGAGGACCUGGACCCCCGGUUAGUCCACGUGGGUCUCCUCAAGCCAGACGACCACCAUCACAAUGAAGACGAGCACAUCAGGGCACCGAGCGGGCACCACCAAGCCGGCAGGUGCCUCCUCUGGGCAUGCAAAGCCUGCAAGAGGAAAACCACCAACUCUGACCGGAGGAAGGCUGCUACCAUGCGGGAGAGGAGGAGACUGGGCAAGGUAAACGACGCCUUCGAGAACCUGAAGAGAUGCACGUCGAACAACCCCAAUCAGAGGCUUCCCAAGGUGGAGAUCCUGAGAAAUGCAAUCAGCUACAUCGAGUCUCUGCAAUCUCUGCUCAGGGGCCAGGACGGCGAGAACUACUACCCGGUGUUGGAGCACUAUAGCGGGGACUCUGACGCAUCCAGUCCACAGUCCAACUGCUCUGAUGGAAUGAUGGACUAUAAUGCCCCAACAUGCACGUCCGCAAGACGAAGCAACUAUGACAGCUCUUACUUCGCCGAGACUCCAAAUGCUGAUGCCAGAAGCAACAAGAACGCAGCAGUCAUCUCCAGCCUGGAUUGUCUAUCCAACAUCGUGGAGAGAAUCUCUACAGACACGUCCGCGUGCACUGUGUUAUCAGGCCAGGAGGGUUCCGAGGGUAGCCCCUGCUCUCCACAAGAGGGAUCUAUCCUGAGCGAAACCGGGGCACCGACCAACUGCCGACAGCCGUCCCAUGACCCCAUCUAUCUAGUGCUAUGAAAAGACAGUUAUAGUAUGGCUACAUUCAUGAAAACGAAUCGAUUCCUGUAAAUGAAGAAAACACCAAACGGAAAGGGUUGCAGAAUGUUGCUGUAGUAGAAGAAUAGGAUGGCAAAGCUCCCAUUCCUUCCUUUAAUAGAAAGGUUUCAAUUCCUUGAAGUUCAAUCAUUGGCUUCCCAUGGGUCACGUUUAAUGAGAUAUAAUUUCCGACUUAUUUAUGUGUGUUUGUGUGUCAUCGUCAUCUUUUGUUCUUUCCUUGCCAUUUUUAUUGUUUAUGACAAUAGAGGACCACUUUUGUACAUGUGUAAAUAAGAGGUGAUUUGUUUUUUUUUAAAUAAACGAAAAAAAAGUUUUUAUGUAUUUAAUGUAGCCUGGGGCGCUUGGUUUGUUUGUUGGGAGAAAUGAUUAACUUUAUAUUUAUACAUCUUAAAAUGAGUGAAAGGCUUUCGACGUUAUUAUAAAUAAAUGACUAUGACUAUUUAU
Molecule: messenger RNA, 1449 nt
Organism: Coregonus clupeaformis (lake whitefish)
Lineage: Eukaryota; Metazoa; Chordata; Actinopteri; Salmoniformes; Salmonidae
Product: myoblast determination protein 1 homolog 2
Exons: 3
Coding region: 148-966 (272 amino acids)
Biological process (GO): positive regulation of myoblast differentiation; muscle organ development; regulation of transcription by RNA polymerase II
Molecular function (GO): DNA-binding transcription factor activity, RNA polymerase II-specific; RNA polymerase II cis-regulatory region sequence-specific DNA binding; protein dimerization activity
Source: RefSeq, a predicted model, not a curated record